UAAAUCCAGGCAAUCAGCUGACAACGCAUAUUACCGGCAUUUUAGCACAUGGUCAACAAGCAUUUUUCAGCUUUCUUGAUUGGUGUCAAUAUCCACAUGACUCGAACCUUACAAUGAACUUACUUCUAGGAAUUAUCUAUAAAAUAGCAGCAAUGAGUGGUGGAAAGUUACCUCCAAUAUUGUACAUUCAAGCGGACAACUGCUGGCGGGAAAACAAAAAUAAAUAUGUUUUAUCGUUUUGCGAGUUACUGGUGCACAUGAAAGUAUUUCAAGAGGUUCACCUUUCUUUUCUGUAUGUUGGACAUACACAUGAGGAUAUUGACGCCGGUUUCAGCAAAAUCGCAGAUUCCCUCCGUCGAAAUGACGCAGAAACAAUCCCUGAGCUUUUGGAUCUCUUACCAAAUCCAAGCAAUUUAAUUUGGCAAUACGAUAUCAGGAACUGGCUAGAACCAUUCAUUGCUGAUGUACGGAAACAUACCAAGCCAUUACAUUAUAAAUUUACAAUGGAUGAAGUAUCAAAUAAGAUAAAAUUGUGUUACAAAUCAAAUCAAGCUGGACCUUGGAAGAUUUCUUCAAGUGGCAUGUUCAUGUUCAACAAUAAAGGUGAAGUAGAAUUGCCUAAGGGUGUACCAAAAGUAUCAGCGCCAGUUUUUGACAAAAUAUCUGUUGAAAAAAUUGAAAGUGGAAUUAAUGACUGGAAAUGCCUCUUCACGGAUCAAAUAGAAAAUCACCAAUUUAAUUGGUGGAAGAGCCGGGUUAACUACAUGAAGAAAUUAAGAGAUGAUAAUCAAUUUAUGAAAAGGGAAAUCAUACAAAAGGCAGUUUGGUACUUUGAUAAAUUACCGAAAAUUAGAGAGACAUCUGACUGUUUGGAUGAUAACAACCCACCAAAGGAAAUAGAGGACAUGAUAAAUCAGGAGCUUAUAGAACACGAGAUACAGAUUACCCAGAAAAGAAAAAGAAAACAAAGUGAACAAGUCAAAACCAAACCUGACAUGAAAAAGCAGAAGAAAGUUAUAAAAGGAAAUAAAAAGAACAUGACAGCUAGACGCACCAUAUAUUGCUCAUAUGUAUAUGGCUAUAUAUGUCAAAAGAAACAGAUAUUUUAUUCUAUAAUACAGGAACUAAUAGAACUUAUUUCCUUUUUUAAUUUGAUUUGUUAUAUACAUGCGUUAUUAUAUUUGUUGUGGCUAUUUUACCUAGCAGUUGAACAACAUAUGGUUUCAACAGCAACAGUACAAUUAUGUUUUAUUCAAAAUAAUACACAUGCUUUAAUAUGUUAAUUUCAAGAAUGUAAAUUUUCUGCUUGUGCUGUACUGACAUUAAACAGUUUGUAAUUAUG
Mytilus californianus (California mussel) is the source of this 1342-nucleotide messenger RNA. RefSeq lists its product as uncharacterized. The coding region runs from base 114 to 1283 and encodes 389 amino acids. The transcript is spliced from 5 exons. The record is from RefSeq and is a predicted model, not a curated record. NCBI's taxonomy places the organism in Eukaryota, Metazoa, Mollusca, Bivalvia, Mytilida, Mytilidae.